GCGGAGACACCGCCCUCGCGCUGCCAAGCGGGCCGGCAGUGGGCGGGGCUACGGCCUGCGGGAGCCACUGGGCCCGAGUCAGGAUGCCGAGGAAGAAGAAGCAUGCAGAAAGCCCUGACUUUCAGGACCCGGGCGGGGAGGAGGAAGAGCCGAGGGGCCUGGUCGAUGCCAAAAAGAAGCAUAGUUUUGUGGAUGCCUUUAUUGUUAUAUCUGACAGCGAUGGAGAGCAGGAGUCAAAGGAGGAGAAUGGAUUACAGAAGAAAAGAACCAAGCAGCAGCUGGAUAGAGUGAAGUUUGCCGCUAAAAGAAAAAUUGCACAGAUGACUGAAGAUGAACAGUUUGCACUGGCUCUGAAAAUGAGUGAGCAGGAAGCCAGACAAGUGAACUGCCGGGAAGAGGAAGAAGAGGAGCUUGUGAGGAAGGCCAUCGCCGAGAGCCUUAAUAGCUACCAGCCUUCAGAUUCCCCUGCUGCGACCUCUGCACCACCUCCUGCACAGGCAACAUGCGAGCCAGUGCAGAGCCACCCGGCUGAGAUCCAUGGAGCUGUGCCACCUUGCCCCGACUCCCCACGGUCAGAAUGCAGCUCCCAUUCCUGGAGCACAAAAGCUGACGGGAAUGGACAGACAGAUGUUGCCAAGAGCCCCCUUGUAGUGCUGACAAGGUUAAGCCAGGAAAUAGUUGAAAGCUCACUACUAUCCAGCAUAAUUGUAUCUCCAGGGAAGAGCCAGCCUUUAACCAAGUCAAAUGAAAAGCCUUCCUCACCAGCAAGAAGCCAUUCCAGGGACAUGUUACCCAGCCCUUCUGUGGAGGACCUGAUCUCCCUGAGCCCCACCUUUGGCCGGUUUACUCCAGGCGCUUGGCAACUGACGCCUCGGAGACUGUUUUCAGGGUCGUGCAGCACUUCAAAAGCAAUGGGUGGGGAACAAGACAAGCAACCUCUGGCCAGCACUAGAAGUUCUGCGGGAGAGCCCACGGCUGGCAGCUCAGCAGUGCUCCGGAAGGGCAGGACCUGGGAGCUGGGUGGCAUUCCAAGGAAGAGCUGUGGAGCAGGAGGCCCUGAGUGUGCACCACAACGUGGGCACCGUGGGCAAGGCUCUGUUUGUGCUGAGCACGUGGAACGGAAUGAGGUGCCUGACAACGCACCCGAGCUUUGUACACUGAGCAUGGCUGAUGAAAAGUGCAAGCAGGAAGAUGCUAGAGACACAGUGCACUAUUACUGGGGUAUUCCAUUCUGCCCCAAAGGGGUGGACCCAAACCAGUACACCCAAGUCAUCUUGUGCCAGCUGGAGGUGUACCAGAAGAGCCUGAAGCAGGCGCAGAGGCAGCUCUUGCAGAAGAAGGAGUUUGGUGAUCCAGUUGUGCCCUGCUCUUCUCCCCUGAGCCAGAAUGAGCAUGGGAAAGGGGAGCGAAUAAACAGGGAAAAUGGUGUUCCCGACGACACACAAGAUGGCAGGAAGGAGCCAGAGAGUGCUGCCUGGCUUCUCGCCACAAAGAACAGGGAGCCCGAGCAGAAUCCAGGGCAGAACUUGGAAGAGGAAAAGAACUCUACGUCCGAGGAUGAACCAACCACCAGCUAUUGCCAGGGGCCAACCUGUGCAACGGACCAGACACCAGCAAAGGCCUCCCAGGCGCUAUUUGCGGAGGACAUGCCUGAAGAUGGGGAACCAAUGCAGAUUACACAGAGCAUUUCUGCCUUGACCCCAUUUGGCAGUAAGAGGAGCCCAGACAUUGCCACGGAGAGCCCUGCUGAAGAAGAGAUCACGGUUUGCCCUGAGACCCAGCCAAAUCCAUCGGAAGCUAUUGAGCCAGAGAGAGAAGUGCUCCGUUCAGCCAGCAAAGAUGCACCUCUGCAGGCGGGUGGAGAUGAAGAAGCUGGGAACACAGUCUCUGAAUGCAGCCCGUCAGCUGAUGACAGUGUGUCGUGCCCACUGUGUGAUCGAGGGUUUCCAGCCACCGAGAUUGAGCUGCACGCCAUGUGCUGUAACGGCAUCGUGGGACAGGAUGCAAACAAAGACGUUCCAGUGCUCACUCAGCGACGGAGAGAAACAAGGAGUAGAGCUGGCAGAGGCAGAGACGUCCCGACACCCGCAGCCCUUGACAAGUGUGAGAAGUGCUACCUUUGUAAGGCCCUGGUGCCACUGGCGGAGUAUCCGAGGCACGUAGACGGCUGCCUGCAGACUGCAAGGGACGCUCAGGGAAACCGGAGGCUGCGCAGUGCCAAGGACGUCGGGAGGAGCGACGGCAGACUCCUCAGCAUGCUGGAGAUGUCCGAGUGCAAGUCUGCAGAUGCUGAUGCGGGGGCCGUGCUGGCAGCAGGAGGAGACCCGAGGUCGGCCGGUGCUUUGCACGCCCCGUCGGGGGCUGAGGAGGAAGCCGGCGGCAGCCUGGCCCGGGAGAGCCCCCUUCCACACAUGGCUUUCAGUGACUUGCCCAGUCCAUCCUUGGUGUCCGCUCCCGAAGCCGCGGGCUACCCGGGGGGCUUCCAGCAGCAGAACAAGGGCAGCCGGAGGAGGAGGAGGAAAUUCUGAGGCGUGAGCGAUGGAAAAGGGACCUCGGGAGACCCACAGUGAAGGGGCAGCAGGGCCACAGCGAGAGCCCCUGCCCACGGCCAGGCAGUGUGACGUGCUUGUGUGCCAGGGCUGGGAGCCGUGGACGAGAGACUCACUGCAGGGCGCUCGCCAGCCAGACACUGACACAUAUUUAUGGAUGUUUUUAUGAAAUGGCAGCGACCCG
This is a messenger RNA of Emys orbicularis (European pond turtle), 2733 nucleotides long. It is a transcript of the gene UIMC1, whose product is annotated as ubiquitin interaction motif containing 1. Gene Ontology annotation, biological process: double-strand break repair; positive regulation of DNA repair. Gene Ontology annotation, cellular component: BRCA1-A complex. Gene Ontology annotation, molecular function: K63-linked polyubiquitin modification-dependent protein binding; histone binding. The coding region runs from base 84 to 2528 and encodes 814 amino acids. Lineage: Eukaryota; Metazoa; Chordata; Testudines; Emydidae. The transcript is spliced from 15 exons. The record is from RefSeq and is a predicted model, not a curated record.